AUGACGGGCACACACAGCAGAAGCGCUUCGCCAGAGCCUGACGAGCUCGACGAUUACUCUGAGGAUGAGGAGCACACCGCGCCCGACCAGCUCGUCUCGAGGGCAAAGGCGCUCCACGACCAAGUGCGCGUGGCGUGGCGCCGCAUUCUCGAGCCCGACUUUCUCGACCCCGUCUCCGAGUACCACGAGCUGGACAUGCAGAUCCUCGCCAUCAACCAGGAGCUGGAGAACGCCGUCACGGACCAGGUCAAGCGUCCGCUCGUGGAGAAGCGCGAUCGCCUUAGACGUGAGCGCCAAGAAACCCGUCGGAGCAAGCUCUCGCAAGAAGCGGUCGCGCUUUACGUCGAGGCCGGUCACCUCCUGGAGACGCUGCAAAACCUCGAGUGGAGCGCCGACGUCCUCGAGCAACUGGCCACGUACCUCGAAGAUGCGUACGGCGUCGAGACCGACGGCUACAACGUGCUCGAGCACCACAGCAACCAAGUCAAGCAGACUCGCCGCACCGCCGUCGCCGCUCGCCAACAAAAGGACACAGCGCGGCGCUUGGCCGCCGCUCGCCGCAGGGCUCAGCAGGCCGGUACGACGCCAUCGAGGAGACGGCACACGUUCCAGCAACAUUCUUCGCGCUUGAGUCAGGCGCACGUGCCGUCGUCGUCCCCCGAGCACGACGAGGCUCAUGCGCUCGGCAGGCGUCGGGCGUCGAGAGACGGAGAUUUCCGCCGAGCGUGGCUCUACUUCCAGCGCGAGUACUGA
Messenger RNA from Rhodotorula graminis WP1, 753 nucleotides. RefSeq lists its product as uncharacterized. The transcript has 8 exons. The coding region runs from base 1 to 753 and encodes 250 amino acids. The record is from RefSeq and is a predicted model, not a curated record. NCBI's taxonomy places the organism in Eukaryota, Fungi, Basidiomycota, Microbotryomycetes, Sporidiobolales, Sporidiobolaceae.